UCCCCGCCAGAGACUGGGACGCGCGGAGACUGAGGUGCCCGGCAGAGCGCGAUGGCCUCGUGGGGCGAGCGGCUGGCGGGCGUGCGCGGGGUGCUGCUCGACAUCUCGGGCGUGCUGUACGAUGGCAGUGAGGACGGCGGCGUGCCGAUCCCUGGCUCCGUGGAGGCGGUAGCGAGACUGAAGCGGUCACAGCUGAAGGUGAGGUUCUGCACCAACGACUCGCAGAAAUCCCGGGGAGACCUGGUGGGGCUGCUUCGGCGCCACGGCUUCGACAUCUCCGAGAGCGAGGUGACUGCCCCCGCCCCAGCCGCCUCUCUGAUCCUGAAGGAGCGAGGCCUGCGGCCACACCUGCUUGUCCAGGAUGGAGUCCUCUCAGAAUUUGAUCAGAUUGACACCUCCAACCCCAACUGCGUGGUCAUUGCAGAUGCUGGAGAAAGCUUUUCUUACCAAAACAUGAAUAAGGCUUUCCGGGUGCUCAUGGAGCUGGAAAGUCCUGUGCUCAUCUCUCUGGGAAAAGGACGCUACUACAAGGAGACCUCGGGCCUGAUGCUGGACGUUGGUGCCUACAUGAAGGCGCUCGAGUACGCCUGUGGAAUCAAGGCCGAAGUGGUGGGGAAACCUUCUCCUGAGUAUUUCCAGUCGGCCCUGAAGGAGAUGGGGGUGGAAGCCCACGAGGCCAUCAUGAUCGGAGACGAUAUCGUGGGAGAUGUUGGCGGUGCCCAGCAGUGCGGAAUGAGGGCCCUGCAGGUGCGGACGGGAAAGUUCAGGACCAAGGCCUUAUCCCAGGAGUAUGAGACCACCAUGGGAUUGCGCCUGACCUCAGGGAGUCCACCGUCUGGAGGGGCACCCCACAGGCCCAGUGAUGAGCGGCAUCCGGACGUGAAGGCUGAUGGAUACGUGGACAACCUGGCAGAGGCCGUGGACCUGCUUCUGCAGCACGCGGACAAGUGACGAGCCUCAUAGGGCGGCCCCCGCCUGGCGCCACCCCUCCCCUGGGCCCCAGGGUGCAGGCCAGGCUUGCUUCCCCCAGCCUCCCCUGGAGCUGCUCCUCCGGGGACGGCCUGCUGCCCCAGCCACCCCCCAACCCGGUGAAGUCAGACAGUGGGACAGACCGUCUGGGUGUCUCCAGACAAGGAGAACCCUUGUCUCCGCGAACGCUCUCUAGCCGCACCCAGUCCUAUGAGUGUCCCAGCUGACUGGUCUGAGGGACCUUGACUCCCUGGCCCUCUGGGCGGGGGCUUCCUGCACCUUCCAUGCAGCCUGGGACUGAAGCAGCCUCCCUGGGAUGGCCCAGCAUCCCCCGCUGGCCUCCUAGCCCCCACCCUGAGUCCGAGUGGCCCCUUGGCACCCCUUCCCCCUCCUACCCCAAAAGGCACCUUGGAGCCCAAGGCUGGGGCAGCUCCCCGGGGACCCCGAAGACUGCCGUCCUACAAUCAAGAACUGUAGCCGCGUGGGUCAAGGCUGUGGGCCCAGAGGGUGGUCCAGGGCCCUAACUCGGUAGACGUGCAUGUGUCUUGCCCAGCGUCUGCCGGGGCAUCUACUGGUCAACUAAAUAAACUGUCCUGACCCGA
Molecule: messenger RNA, 1571 nt
Organism: Neogale vison (American mink)
Lineage: Eukaryota; Metazoa; Chordata; Mammalia; Carnivora; Mustelidae
Gene: LHPP
Product: phospholysine phosphohistidine inorganic pyrophosphate phosphatase
Exons: 8
Coding region: 52-951 (299 amino acids)
Biological process (GO): dephosphorylation
Cellular component (GO): cytosol
Molecular function (GO): phosphatase activity; inorganic diphosphate phosphatase activity
Source: RefSeq, a predicted model, not a curated record